Messenger RNA from Amphibalanus amphitrite, 3862 nucleotides. RefSeq names its product small G protein signaling modulator 3 homolog. Gene Ontology annotation, molecular function: protein binding. The record is from RefSeq and is a predicted model, not a curated record. Lineage: Eukaryota; Metazoa; Arthropoda; Thecostraca; Balanomorpha; Balanidae. Bases 259 to 2583 code for a protein of 774 amino acids. The transcript is spliced from 14 exons.
GAGUUUUCUGCUGUUUGGUUGUUGUCAAAAUUGUUUUACAAAAGGUUGUUGCAUUGUUGUGUGGGUUGUAUCCACGACCUUUCAUUUUAAAUCUCAAAAGGGUCACUCAAUAUACCUGGGGAAUAAAUACGAUAAACUGAUUCUAACCAGCACAUUUAAUAAGGUGGAAACUCCCACCUGGCAGAUAGCACAUCUCUGCGCCUGAACCAUCAGCUUCUAGCGCUCCAUCUUCUCCUGCUGGCACCGCCCGUCCUCAGGAUGGCUUCUCUGCUGGCGAGCUCGUCGCGCGCCGCGCGGGACGACCAGUGCACCUCCGAGCCAGAGGAGGAGGAGGAGGACGAUGACGUGUUCGUCUCGUCGGCCGGCGAGCCGCUGUCGGCGGUGGCCGUCUGGCUGCGGCCGCGGCCGUUGCUCGACCGCCUGCGCCGCGCCGAGCCGCCCGACUACCGGAUCGACGAGUUCGGCUUCCGCGUGGAGGAGGAGGACGGUCCGGAGCAGAGCAGCAGCAAGCUGCUCAGCACGCCGUUCGCCGAGAGCCCCAAACACAGGCUGCAAUGGAUCGCCCACCUCGAGUUCACGCACAACUCUGAGACGGCGCCCAUGUCGUGGGAGAACAUGGCACCGGUGUUGCCGCGCACCGACAAACUCCGCGCCAUGGUGCGCGGCGGAGUUCCGCACUCACUGCGGCCGCAGAUCUGGCUCCGCAUGUCGGGCGCGCUGCGCAAGAAGCUGCAGGCCGACAUGAGCUACGCGGAGAUCGUCAAGGUAUCCUCGUGCGACUCGCUCAUGUGUAACCGGCAGAUUGAGAAGGACCUGCUGCGCACGCUGCCGUCCAACGUGUGCUUCUCCAGUCUCAGCUCGCCGGGCGUACCGCGGCUGCGGCACGUGCUGCGCGCGCUGGCCUGGCUCUACCCCGACAUCGGAUACUGCCAGGGAAUGGGUAUGAUCGUGGCCAACCUGCUGCUGUUCAUGGACGAAGAGGAGGCCUUCUGGCUGACGGCCACCGUCAUCGAGGACCUCCUGCCGGCCUCCUACUACUCCUCCACUCUGCUCGGAAUCCAGGCGGACCAGCGUGUGCUCUCGGCGCUGAUUGCCACCUACCUGCCGGACCUGUCGGCGCUGCUGGAGCAGCACGAUAUCGAGCUGUCGCUCAUCACGCUCAACUGGUUCCUGACGGUGUUCGCGUCCGUGCUGCACGUGCGCAUCCUGCUGCGCGUCUGGGACCUGUUCUUCUACCACGGCUCGCUGGUGGUCUUCCAGGUGGCGCUGGGCAUGCUGCGCAUGAAAGAGGAGGAGCUGUGCAAACUGGAUAACUCGGCGGACAUCUUCAACGCUCUCUCAGACCUGCCCGGCACCAUUGAUGACGUCGAAAAACUUCUUGAGGUGUCUUUCCACGUCAGCUCCUCACUAACGGAGGUGGUUGUGGAGUCGCACCGGCGCCGCCACCUGGCCUUUCUGAUGAACGAUCAGGGCACGCUGAUGGCCAGCCCAAGCCGCGUGGCCAACCUGCCCAAACAGCAGGUCAACAGGCGUCACGUGCGAAGAAGCAAGUCGAUGAUCUCUGUGAUCCUGUUUGGCGACGAGACAUCGGCGGAUGACGUGAAAACCAAAAACAUUCGCCAGACCGAGAUCCUGGUGGAUCUGCGAGAGGCGAUCCAGCAGCUGGGCCGCCAUUUCCAGUCGGUGGACCCUGAGCUGAGCGGCGUCAGCCUGCUGCCCGACUACAGCAUGGAGUCGCACGCCCGCGACCACGACGCCUUCGUCAGCGUCUCCAGCAAGAGACAGCGCCGAGCCAAGGCUUUGCUCGAUUUCGAGCGUCACGACGACGACGAGCUGGGGUUCCGCAAGAACGACGUGAUCACGGUGCUGAGCCAGCGUGACGAACACUGCUGGGUGGGCGAGCUGAACGGCCUGCGCGGCUGGUUCCCGGCGAAAUUCGUCGAGCUGCUCGACGAGCGCAGCAAAAUGUACAGCUCGGCGGGCGAUGACAGCGUGACGGAGGCGGUCACCCACCUGGUCCGUGGCUCCCUCUGUGCCACCCUCAAACAGGUGCUGGAGCACGGCAUGCGGCGGCCCAUCAUUCUAGGUGGCGUGUGUCACCCGUGGCUGUUUAUCGAAGAGGUGGCGCACAAGGAGGUGGAACGCGACUACAACUCCGUCUACAGUCGUCUUGUGCUCUGCAAGACGUACCGGCUAGACGAGGACGGCAAGGUGCUCUCUCCAGAAGAGCUACUCUACCGAUGUGUGGAGGCGGUCAACCUCAGCCACGACCGGGUGCACGCUCAGAUGGACGUGAAGCUGCGCUCGCUCAUCUGCAUGGGUCUGAACGAGCAGGUGCUGCACCUGUGGCUGGAGGCCAUCUGCUCCAACACGGCUGUGGUCCAGAAGUGGUACCAGCCGUGGUCGUUCAUGAGCAGCCCCGGAUGGGUGCAGGUAAAAUGUGAGCUGCGCGUGCUGGCGCAGUUCUCGUUCCGUCUGAACCCGGACUGGGAGCUGCCCGCCAAGAAGAACCGUCAGCAGCCGCUCAGGGAGGGCGUGCAGGACAUGCUGGUCAAGCAUCACCUCUUCUCGUGGGACCUGUAGCCGCCCCUGCUGCUGCCGCGACAAUCGACGUGCGGUGUGUCGCGCUCGAUAACGGGGGACAGAGAAGGGAAACAUGUUCCCUUAUGAACUUAUGCCACAGUACUACGUCCCACAAUAGAGGGUGAAGAGUCCCUUAGUGAACUCGCCAACUUACCUGGCCAGUUGUGGAUCUAGUCGUGAGUGCCAGAACACCUUCUCGGAGACUUUGUCUAGUCAUUGUGCAGCUUUUUCCGUGACAGCUAGCUGAAGUCAGUUGUUUCUAGUCCCAUUUCCCGUGACCUUUUCCAGUGUUCUUUCUAGACUUUUUGUUCCAGUGAUUUCCCCAUUAUUCCAUAUGAUCAUAACUACACGGCUUACGCACUAUGACCGAAGUUAUUCCGGUCUGAUCUCUGUAUUCCUAUUGGGUUCCUCCCGGACUGCUCGUGUGUUGUCUCAUGUCUGUCAGCUGCUAACUGUUUGAACCUCUCGCGACUUCUCCGUCUCGAAUGGUCAGAGGAACUCAACUAGUCUUCAGCAGCAUGUGAUACGUGUUGACAAAAAUUGUGCAAGCACUUAUGACGACGAACUGUGCUUUUUCUGUCAUCCCGCCCCGCCGCCAGUCAGCGCCAAUAGAUCAGGUAUCCGUGGUCUGUCCAGUAGUAUUCUGUAUGUACCGAAGUUAUGCAUGCUGGCUGAGGAUGAUGUUUGAAUGUAUCUAUUUUAUCGAACAACGUAACGGGUGGGUCCGAUACGUUACAGUUUGGAGAAAAAGUACGUGUGUCGCAUGACUGUCCGACGGUCCCUGUCGCGAUCCGCUCCAAACUGUGAUGGAGUUUCAUGGCGCACCACUCGUGCCGUACCGCCGGAGGCCCGUGUUGUGCUGUUCAAAAGAAUGGAUGCGCCCAUUGCAUAAGGUGUGUGGUGCUGUAUAUUUCAGAGACGGAUUUAUGUAUCACUUACAAAUGUGACCGCUGCUAUCCUAGACGGUGCCACAAUUUAACGAGUGAUGGUUGCAUGUCGCGUGUCUUGGUACGACGGGGCUGCGACUGCUGUGCCACGUGUAUUUUGUCAUGCCGGGUGAUGAUGCCUGUCGAUGUUUAUUGUUUUUGCUAGAAUUAGACUGAGAAUGAUAGUGAUGCAUCUUCACGUUGCGCCAUGUUAAUCGAGUCCGAUCCCGCUGUCUGGAUUAGUUCUGAAUUUGAUUUAUUUGAUCGAUAUCCAUUGCACAACAGUAUUUUGGAGCUGUGUUCGUUUCAGGAUGUCCGACGACGAAUACAUUUCAUGAAGCAGACUCGGAAAA